Messenger RNA from Fulvia fulva, 1098 nucleotides. RefSeq lists its product as uncharacterized. The coding region runs from base 1 to 1098 and encodes 365 amino acids. The transcript has a single exon. The record is from RefSeq and is a predicted model, not a curated record. Lineage: Eukaryota; Fungi; Ascomycota; Dothideomycetes; Mycosphaerellales; Mycosphaerellaceae. Gene Ontology annotation, molecular function: chloride channel activity.
AUGCCUCUCGCCAACGGCCAUCGAAGACCUCGACCAUCUUUCACAGAGCGCUCGCCCACCUUUCCUUCCUACUACAGCACCCGCAAGAAACCUCGCCGUUGGCCCUUGGUCGUGCGCUUCAUCAAAGGCGCCAUCCACGUCGAUAUUGCCCUACCAGUCUUCCUACACGCCGCCUUCGCCACUGCCAUCUGCUACUGGGACUUUAGGAAAGAUGGCCACCUCAGCAUUCCCUCCUCAGUUAUUCCUAGCUUAUCGAUAGUCGUGGGUCUCAUUCUGGUGUUCAGGAAUUCCACAUCUUACGAUCGCUUUUGGCAAGGAAAUCAGCUCUUCACGACCAUCUCUACGAAUAUCCGGAAUCUCACGAGGUCCUUCUUGGCUUGCUCGUACAAUUAUCACGGACCUGCACCCACUGAGGCGGAGAGAGCAGACACGGAACGGACUGUGAGGAUCUUGCUGGCAUUGAUCUACGCGGCGAAGAACCAUCUGAGGGCGGAGUGGGGACAGUCACUACCGAUACUGCUGCCACGCACGGAGAUCGAUCGGGUGAGGAGGCAGUCUACGUCCGUCUUCAAGCCGGAGUACGAUGAGCUGCUCCCUGCCGGCACGCGAGGCUAUGAAGAAGCUGGCCUAGGUUUACUACUCCAACUAUCGAUACAGGUCGAGGGCUACAUCAAGCGAGGGCACGAUCGUGGAUGGUUCCACUCGCCUCAAGCAUCGCAAUUGUCGGUACAGCUGAACACUCUGGUUGCUGCAUAUGGAUCAAUGGAGACGAUACACCUCACGCCGCUACCCGUGGCAUAUCUGAUCCAUAUGCGGCAGGUACUGGCAGGCUUCUGCUGCGUGCUGCCCUUUGCGCUGGUCGCAGAGAUGGGCUGGUAUUGCAUUCCGCUCGUGGCCUUUGUGACUUUUACACUUUACGGCAUCGAUGCCAUUGGCGCUCAGCUUGAAGACCCUUUUGGAUACGAUAGGAAUGACAUCAAGGUGGAUGCAGUCUGCGAGGAUAUCAGGACGGAAAUGACUGUGCUGUUGGACAACUGGCGACGGGGUGGAGAUAUGUUUCCUGCGAGAGAUGCGGUUGUGCCCAACUCGUCAUCCUGA